CGAAUAUGUUGGACACACAUCAAAGGCUCCAUGCACGGAUGUAGUCCAUAAACUUGGUUACCUCAAACUAAUUUCAGUUUCCUGGGAAAGCAAAGGAUUCUUUACCGCAUCUCAUUGUCUCGAGCAACCAAAUGGAGCCUUGAAGCUCACAGUUUUUUUAUGCACCAUUGAUUAGCAACAUUAGAAUUGGGUUCCAUGCAUGAUGCAUCUUAUGGGAGGAAGAUCAGAAGAACUGGAAAGUGUGAGCAUUUCUAUAUGGUAUUCCCCGAAUAUCAAAUCCAACUUUUUCUUUGCACAGCUAUCUUUGGUUCCUGUCAAGAAAUCUAUAUCCUGUUCUCCUCCAUGGAUGUAUGGCUUCUAAACAAAUCCUUCUCUGGUUCUCUUCCUUGAGAAGAUUAUAAAAGACGAGGAAGCAGACCGAACCCAUUGGGACCCAUUACCUGCUUUUCUCAAUCUUUGCAUGUCCAUUAUUAUGUUGUCCAUCUCUGCAGAUUAUACCUUUUUGAUCUUUCCCCAUGGACUGUAAUUUAAUGGGUCUUGCAUAUUCUGUGACUCUUUGAGCUUAAAGAAUCACCACUCACCUUUGAAGUUCUCAUCUCAUCCCUCGGAAGUAGUUCAACGCCUUCAUGAUCUUUUUUUUUUAUUUAUUUUAUUUUUAUAACCCACCACGCUGCCAUGCUCUGUCUCUGAUUAAUUGUUUAGAGAUCACACACCUUUCGGUUCUUUGUCAUCUGUUCUUCAAUCCUCUUCUCCUUUCCUUUAUAAGCACAGCCAUUCCAAUAAAAACACUCCACUGCUUCCCGGUUCCCAGCUUUCUGAUUAAGGAGUGAACAGAUUGCACUGCUCAAGAGUUCUGUUCCAGAAAAAGAGGAAAAGAAGAAAGGGAAACGUACUCAUGGCAGCAACGCUUUUUCUUCUUUUCUUCCUCUGUGUCCUAGUCUCCACUAAUGCUGAGAUCUCUAGCAAGAUGGGUAUAAACUACGGUCGGCUGGGAAACAAUCUCCCAUCACCAUCUCGUUCGAUCGAGUUCAUCAAAACCCUGGAAGCAGGUCGCAUUAAGCUGUACGAUGCAAACCCAGAAAUCCUGAACGCCCUGGCGUGGACCAAUAUCCAAGUAUCAAUAAUGGUUCCUAACCAGUUAAUAUCCAAUAUCUCUUCCAGUCAGGCCGUCGCAGACGAAUGGGUGCGAACGAAUGUCAUCCCUUUCUAUUCCAAGACUUUGAUUCGCCAUCUCCUUGUCGGCAACGAAAUCUUUAACUUCUACUCCGACGAAGACAGGCAAACCUGGUACAAUCUCGUCUUGGCAAUGCGUCGAAUCAAGCAUUCGCUUUCAACAUAUAACAUCCGAAACAUCAAAGUCGGGACACCAGUCGCCAUGGACAUACUAGAAACGGCCUUCCCACCUUCGAACGGAGCGUUUCGGUCCGAUAUCGCCGUACCGGUGAUGAAGCCUCUGCUUCAGUUCUUGAAUCGAACUAGAUCGUUUUUCUUCCUCGAUGUCUACCCUUACUUCUCCUGGUCCAGAGACCCCACGCGCAUCAACCUGGAUUACGCGCUUUUCAGAGGGAACCGAACCUAUACCGACCCUCGGAGCAGAUUAACCUACACCAACCUCCUCGACCAGAUGCUUGACUCGGUUAUCUUCGCCAUGACCAAGCUCGGGUUCCCAAACGUAAGGCUGGUGAUCGCCGAGACAGGGUGGCCCCAUGCCGGAGACAUCGAUCAAAUUGGAGCGAACAUCUUCAAUGCCGCCACGUACAAUCGGAACCUCAUCCGGAGAAUGACGUCCAAACCGCCAGCCGGAACGCCGGCCCGACCGGGUGUGGUCAUACCGACUUUCAUUUUCGCAUUGUACAAUGAGAACCAGAAGGGUGGACCGGGAACGGAACGACAUUGGGGACUGAUGAAUCCGGACGGAACCCCGGUUUAUGAGGUCGAUCUGAAUGGGAAACGGCCGGAAAAUGACUUCAAGUCGUUGCCGGCGCCGUUGAAUAAUGAGCUGUACAAGGGGAAGAUUUGGUGUGUGGUGGCGGACGGAGCGAAUUCAACCGAGUUAGAAUCGGCGAUUGAGUUCGCGUGCCGUCUGGGAAACAACACGUGCGAUGCGAUCCGGCCCGGGAGCGAGUGUUAUCACCCGGUUUCGUUGGUCUCGCAUGCGAGUUACGCUUUUAGUUCUUAUUGGGCCCAGUUCAAGCAGUCGGGUGGGACUUGUUACUUCAAUGGACUAGCUGUUCAAACCACAGAAGACCCAAGUAAUGGAUCGUGCAAGUUCCCAAGUGUGACCCUUCGAGGAUGAUCAAGAUAAAGAUGUUUCAGAGAUACAAGGAAAAGGGCUUUUCUUUUUCUCCUUUCUUCUAAUUUGUUAGUGCAUACUUAAUUGACCCAGUUUGGUUUUCUUUUCAAUUUUUCAAUUACAGGAAUACCAUGUUAGAUACAAUUGAGUGUGAAAAAUGGAAAUGAUUUUCUGGUUA
Nelumbo nucifera (sacred lotus) is the source of this 2471-nucleotide messenger RNA. Its product is annotated as putative glucan endo-1,3-beta-glucosidase A6. The record is from RefSeq and is a predicted model, not a curated record. Lineage: Eukaryota; Viridiplantae; Streptophyta; Magnoliopsida; Proteales; Nelumbonaceae. Gene Ontology annotation, molecular function: hydrolase activity, hydrolyzing O-glycosyl compounds. Gene Ontology annotation, biological process: carbohydrate metabolic process.